This is a messenger RNA of Manis javanica (Malayan pangolin), 4377 nucleotides long. The record is from RefSeq and is a predicted model, not a curated record. Lineage: Eukaryota; Metazoa; Chordata; Mammalia; Pholidota; Manidae.
GGCGACCGCGGCGCCAGUGAGGGGCCCGGGAGCCCGGGCGGCUCCGGGCCGGGGCCCCGCCGCGGGACGGACCAUGCUACGCUCCACCGGCUUCUUCCGGGCCAUAGACUGCCCCUAUUGGGCUGGGGCGCCCGGGGGACCCUGCCGGCGGCCCUACUGCCACUUCCGGCACCGUGGAGCCCGGUGCCCGGGUGUGCCCGGCGGCGGCGGAGCGGCGCCCUCCGCAGCAGGAAAGAAUGCACUGCCUACUCCUCUCCCCAGCACAUCUGUGCUCACCUUUUGCAGAUGAAAUGGGCCCAAAGAUGGGGAGCCACUCGCCUGUGUAUGCAUGGCUGGGUUGGGCUACGACCCGUGCAGCCCCGAGCUGCCCAAGCCCCCUGUGCAGAGGGAGAAUGGUGCCCCACCCAGAGAGGGUGAUCCCCGCUCGGGCAUCCUGGAGCUAGAGCUGGUCAGCCGGGCCAUCGAGGCCGUGCGCUCCGAGGUGGAGCUUGAGCAGCGGCGGUACCAGGAGCUGCUGGAGACGGCCCGCGGGUGCAGCGCAGCUGAGGCCCCCGCCCUGGCGCCCCGCGGCCCUGCCGCCGGCCUGGACGAUGACACCUUCCCGCUGUCCUUCGAUUACAACCCUGGUGGCUGCAGCCUGCUGAGCCCCAACCCCAGCUACCAGCCCACCCCGCUGGCCGCGCCUGCCGAGCUGGGCAGCAAGUACUCGUUGGACCAGGCUCAGGGCCACGGCGGAGGGGGCGGCGGCACCCUGGAGUAUGUCCCCAAGGCCGUGGGCCAGUCCCGGAGGUAUGGGCGCCCUGUCCCCAGCAGCAAGUAUGUGCUGGACGACUCCAAGCCAUCCACGGACCUGGAGUACGACCCGCUGUCCAACUUCUCUGCCCGGCUGCUCAGCAGGGCCAGCUGCAGGGACGAAAGGGCCCCCAAGCGGCCCUGCGGCCCCCGUGGCAGCGAGCCCUACACACCUGUGCUUAAGAAGCCCUAUGACCCCUUCGGUGGCUGUGACGCCAGGUUCUCCGACUCGGAUGACGACGCCACAGCACCGGGUGACAGGCCUGCUACCGCCAGCCCCCCGCAAACCCCUGUGGGCACGGAGGACAAGGGCCCAGAGAAGCCAGGCCCUGGAGAGGGCCGGGAGCCCGAAGAGGGCAGCCUGCGGGAGACCAAGGAGAUGGCCGUGCAGUGCGAUGUGGGGGACCUUGGGCAGCCUCCCCAGGCCCCUCAGCCGGCGCCACGAGCCACGCCCAGCUGCCCCACCAGCGCGCAGGAGCCCAGUGGUACCAAGGAGGGGAGACCCAAGAGGAGGAACAGUGCGGAAGGGGCCCGGAGGAAAGAUGGGGGUAAGGAAGGUGAGCGCGGGAGGCCGGCUGAGAAGCCGUGUGUGGACAAGAGGGGCCCGCAGGGCAGCAGCCCCCGGCACGGGGCAGAGCGGCCCGAAGGGACCAAGAAAAAGCCAUCUCCUGCCACCCCAGUGGCCAGCUCAGGGAAAGGCCGGCCUGGCCGGCCAGGGCCACGGCCCAACCCCACAAGCGGGGGUGCCCUCCAGCCACCGAACAGGAAGGGCGGGAAGGCCCCAUCAGGGAAGCUGGCAGAGCGGAAGGCCCGCUCGCUGGACGAGGGCGCCUCCCGGGGUGCCCCCAAGCUGCAGAAGCGGGCCCUGAGCCACGCUGACCUUUUUGGGGAUGAGAGUGAAGACGAGGGCCCGGGGCCCAUGGCGCCUGCACCCCAGCCCCCCACCCUCGCCUGCCUCGGCUCCAGCUCGGACUCGGACUCGGACUCCAGCCUGGGCCUGCCUGCCGCGCGGGGGCCGCACAAGCGCCUCAAGGCCUUCCUGCCCCCCUUGCCCGCCCCGGCCUCCCCCUCCUCCUCUGCGUCCUCGGGGGCGGGCAUGGACGUGGACUACUUGGCCCUGGAGAAGGAGGUGGAUUUCGACUCGGACCCCAUGGAGGAGUGCCUACGCAUUUUCAACGAGUCCACCAGUGUCAAGACGGAGGACAGGGGCCGCCUGGCCCGGCAGCCCCUCAAGGAGGAGAAGACCGAGGACAAGGGGCCCUUGGGCCUGACCACUCUGUUCCCUGGGCAGAAGCGGAGAAUCUCUCAUCUCUCCAAGCAAGGCACAGAGGCAGAGCCUGCGAGGAGAGGCCCAGUGCCCCCUGCCCGCCCCCCAACCGCCCAGGAGGUGUGCUACCGCCGGGCCCAGCAGGCGCAGAGGGAGUCCGCCAGCUGGCUGCAGGCUGCCCAGCGGCCUGCCAAGAAGCCGUCCUCCAUCCACAUCUCCGCUCCCGGGGAGAAGAGGAGAGUGGCCCACGUCCCCAGCCCCCGCCUGGCCGCAGCCCCCACAGGUGCCGGCAGCAGCCAGUCUCCCAAUGGCCCUGAGCCAGGCAGCCAGCCCCUGAAGACCCGCACAUUGUCGGGCAUGGCAUCCAAGACCACCACCACGGUCAUCCCCAGGCGUGUGGCGCACAGCCCGUCUUUGCAGAGUUUAAAGAAGCCCAUUAUCCCAAAAGAGUUUGGGGGCAAAGUCCCCACUGUCAUCCGCCAGCGGUAUCUCAACCUGUUCAUCGAGGAGUGCCUCAAAUUUUGUCCCUCCAACCAAGAAGCCAUAGAGAGGGCACUGACUGAGGAGAAGGUGGCUUAUGACCGCAGCCCCAGCAAGAACAUCUACCUGAGCGUCGCCGUGAACGCCCUGAAGAGGCUGCGGGGCCUGGCCCCUGGCCCCGUGCCCGGCGUCAGCAAAGCCAGCAGCCGGAAGGUGGUGUCCCAUGAGGUGAUGCUGGGGGGCAAGUUAGCCGCCAAGACGAGCUUCUCACUCAGCCGCCCAAGCAGCCCCCGGGUGGAGGACCUGAAAGGGGCCGCCCUGUACGGCCGCCUCAAGGAGUACCUGCUCACCGAGGACCAGCUCAAGGAGAACGGUUACCCGUUCCCGCACCCUGGGCGGCCAGGCGGCGCCCUCGUCUUCACGGCUGAGGAGAAGAAGCCCAAGGACUCCUCCUGCAGGAUCUGCUGCCGCUGUGGCGCCGAGUACCUCGUGUCGCCCUCGGGCCGCUGCGUGCGGGACGAGGAGUGUUCCUACCACUGGGGGCGGCUCCGACGGAACCGAGUGGCCGGUGGCUGGGAGACCCAGUACCUGUGCUGCUCAGCCGCCGUUGGCUCCACCGGCUGCCAGGUCGCCAAGCAACACGUGCAGGAUGGCCGGAAGGAAAACCUCGAAGGCUUCGUGAAGACCUUCGAUAAAGAGCUUUCAGAAGAUGCCCACCCAGGAAUAUUUGCCCUCGACUGUGAAAUGUCCUACACCACCUACGGCCUGGAGCUGACGCGCGUCACAGUGGUGGACACGGACAUGCACGUCGUUUACGACACCUUCGUCAAGCCGGACAAUGAGAUCGUGGACUACAACACCAGGUUUUCAGGGGUGACUGAGGCUGACCUUGCCGAUACGAGCAUCUCUCUCCGGGACGUCCAGGCUGUCCUGCUGAGCAUGUUCAGCGCUGACACCAUCCUCAUCGGACACAGCCUGGAGAGCGACCUGCUGGCCUUGAAGGUCAUCCACAGCACCGUGGUGGACACGGCUUUGCUCUUCCCACACCGCCUGGGCCUGCCGUACAAGCGCUCCCUGAGGACCCUCAUGGCCGACUACCUCAGACAGAUCAUCCAGGACAACGUGGACGGGCACAGCUCCAGUGAGGAUGCCAGCGCCUGCAUGCACCUGGUGAUCUGGAAGAUCCGAGAAGACGCCAAGACCAAGCGGUGACCGGCGCCCACUUCCCCCGCUGCCCCGGCCCACCCUCUGCCCCAGGCCUCUUCCAAACAGUGCAAUAAACCUCGGGAGCUGACCGUGUCCCCGUCGCUGAGACUGAAGACCGAGAGUGGGCAAGCAGCAGCACGAGAGCCACCGGAGUCCCCGCGGCCCCGCUCAGCCCCGUCCCCUCCACCCUGGACCCCUCCCUUCAGGCUGCUGCUGCCGCGAGGGCCGCCGCGUCCCCCACCCCUUAAGACCACCCGCCCCCGCCCCCACCUCCAGGGCCGUGCAGGUUUGAGACGGGGUCGUCCUUUUUUAUUUUGUAUUUUUAUUAUCUUUAAUUUAAGCCUGAUGACUUGCACAGUUGUCUUUCCCACCUGGAGCAGCAGGACCCUGGUGCUGCCUGCCUUCCUGGGCCGGGGUUGGCCAGCCGGCUGGGCACAGGAGCCCCCUUCCCUGGCGCAGCCUACCUGGACUGCAGGACCUCUGGGAACCAAGCCAGUCCCCCCACCCUCCCCCCAGGCCUCACCGGAGCCCCUGCCCUUCUCACGAGGCUGUGUGUAAAGGCCCACAGCCCAGUGCCCUGACCCCCUCCCCCAGCCCCAACAGGGACAGAAUAAAUGUUUGUAUGGAUUUUA